GUCAAGCUGUUCCAGCAGGCUGCCACAUCAGAUUCAAUCUUCAGACAGGGCAAAACGAAGCUAAACUUGCAGAAGAGGAGGGUCUCAAGCAACAAAUGAUUAACAAGGAGACAUCUAUGUUCAUGGCUGAAGACAUAAAAAAGGCUCUGAAAAAGUUUAAGGGCUUUAAAGACUUUUCAGAAAAGGAUCAGGUUAAAAAGUCUCAGAGAGCUCAGUUUCGCUCAAUGGAUGAAUUAAAAAAAGACAUGGCAGCACUGGACAUACAAGUGGAAACAGAUGUUCAGAUAAUUACCAAACUGUUGUACCAACUCAACAACACCAACAGUACAGUGGACCAAAAGGUCACUGCUUUACUCGACCUAGAAUACUUGGUUCAUCAGGUGGAUAAUGCACAUAAUCUGGUGUCAAUGGGUGGAUUGAUAUUGGUAACUGAUACCUUAAAUGACACAAAUGAUAAACUUCAGGAAAGUGCGGCAUUUGUAUUAGGAGCAGCCGUUUCAAGUAACCCAUCUGUCCAGGUUAUGGCUUUGAAGUGUGGUACAUUACAAAAGUUACUCACUUUACUUGCUACCCCACAACCAUUGCCUAUUAAGAAAAAGGUGUUGUUUGCAUUAGCAUGUCUUUUGCAUCACUUCCCCUUUGCACAAAGGCAGUUUGUAAAGCUUGGGGGUUUGCAAGUGCUUCAUGAGCUGUUCCAGACACAUGGUGCUGAGACUCUACAUGUGAGAAUUAUUACAGUGCUGUAUGAUAUGAUUACUGAAAAGGAGCUUGUCUCACAAACUGGUGUUGAUCCAGUACUGGAUUCUAAUCAUCAGGAAAUUUUGGACCAGUAUGGUGAAGUCAUACUCCUCCCUAUGCUUGUAGAGCAGGGAUGGUGUAGCCUCGUGCCUGAGGUUCUGACCUAUCCAGAUCAUGACAGGAGGGAGAAAGCUUUGCUCACUCUUCUUGCCAUGGUUUCCCACUGUCAGCUGCACUAUCUGCAAAACCCUACUCUAAGCAUUUUACUUAGUGCCCUGCACAAGCAAUACCAAAAAAUGGCUUUCACAGAGAAGACCCAGGGAGAGGAAGAUGGCUACUUUGGAGAGAUCUUGGUUUUGGUGGACUCAUUGUUGAAAAUGCUCUAACUGCACAAUGAAAUAAAUUAAAAUAAAUGAAAUUACAAUUAGAAAUGUUGUAUAUGUGUACUAUUAAAGUCUAUAAAACAUUUGUACAUA
Trichomycterus rosablanca is the source of this 1214-nucleotide messenger RNA. Its product is annotated as nucleotide exchange factor SIL1-like. The transcript has 7 exons. NCBI's taxonomy places the organism in Eukaryota, Metazoa, Chordata, Actinopteri, Siluriformes, Trichomycteridae. The record is from RefSeq and is a predicted model, not a curated record. The annotation marks the transcript as partial.